Triticum aestivum (bread wheat) is the source of this 6499-nucleotide messenger RNA. Its product is annotated as protein GFS12. Gene Ontology annotation, molecular function: protein kinase activity; ATP binding; protein binding. The transcript has 18 exons. Gene Ontology annotation, biological process: protein phosphorylation. Lineage: Eukaryota; Viridiplantae; Streptophyta; Magnoliopsida; Poales; Poaceae. The record is from RefSeq and is a predicted model, not a curated record. Bases 201 to 5132 code for a protein of 1643 amino acids.
UCUAUUCUUUGCUUUGCUAAGGAAUGACUCGAGCAUAGAGGUACCUGUUCCUGCUUCUCUCUCCCUGCUCACGCAGAGCUGGUGUCCAGCCGCCGCCGGGUGCCCUCCGAGGCCGUCGACCGGAAGUCACCGCGCCGGGCUAAGCAGGGAAGCGAGGCUGCCUGUUGAACCUUCGAGCCAGGCCGGCCUCGCCGUCGGCGAUGGCUCGCUCGCCGGGGACGGGGGCGAUGUGCCCCGAUUGUCUGGAGCGGCGCAUCCGAUCCGACCUCGCUGGUUCCGGACUUUCCUUCGUCCACGGCGUCUCUGACUCCCCGCUCCCCUUCGCCUCCUCCGCUGUCGUCCAGAUGGCAUCUGAUGGAUCCGACCAAUGUAUUGGGAGCCAGAAGACCUGUGGUUAUUUUGUGUUGGUGGUACUAAAUGGUGGUAAGACAUAUGUGGAUACAAAAAAAUGUGAAAACAACCCAUUGGAGCAAUCACUCAUAUUUAAAGAUGAUAAUCAUUGUGCUGUGCAAGCAGAUUCCUCUCCUGGUAUUGAACAUGUUGGAGAUCUUCAAAGUUCUUCUAGCUCGAAUAAUCAGCAACUAACUGUAAACAUAAUCACCAAGUUAACUCCUGUUUACUAUCUGGGCAGAGUCGCCACUACAGAAAUUAGAGAUCUUAUGGCAAGUUAUAUGAAUUUAUCCAUUGAACAGGAUGUGAUUAAUUCACUAAAUCUGUUGUGUGAAAACACCAUUAGUGGACCAGCUGGUUUAGGUUUUCUCAGUUUUGUUGGAUUUUCAGCAUUUGAUGAUAUACAUCCUUCUGGGCUUGUGAGACACCCCAACAUCUUACCUGUGUUAGCUGUUGUAGAAUCAUCUGAUUGUUGCUACAUGUUUCAACCAAAGGCUCCAUACACUUUGGAGAACAUCAUGCACUACAGUCCAGAGGCAUUGUGCUCAGAUUGGCACAUCAGAUUUUUCAUCUACCAAAUAAUGUCUGCAUUGGCAUAUCUUCAUGAUUUUGGAGUUCAUCACGGCAAUCUGAAACCAUCAACCAUUUUGAUGUCAGAUUCUCUAUGGCCUUAUCUCAGCAUAAGUGAUAUAUCUCAUGUUAAACAGAACCGGGGUUUUGGGGGACCUGAAGGUUCAAUACUUAAUUCAUGCUGUGCUGAGGAGGAUUGUUCUUCCAGAUCCAUUUUUGCUAGUUUCAAUCUUCCAUCAUCCUUAGAUUGGUCUUCUCACUUCAAACGAUGGUGGACGGGUGAGUUGAGCAAUUAUGAGUACCUUCUUGUCUUGAACAAGUUAGCUGGUAGGAGAUGGGGUGAUCCAGCUUUUCAUCCGGUGAUGCCUUGGGUAAUAGAUUUCACAGUGAGGCCUGACGAAAAUUCUGACAUUGGCUGGAGAGACCUCACCAAAAGUAAAUGGCGGUUGGCAAAGGGCGAUGAACAAUUGGAUUUUACUUACUCAUCAUCUGAUGUUCCAUAUCAUGUUUCUGAUGAGUGUCUCUCAGAGCUAGCAGUUUGCAGUUACAAAGCAAGAAGGCUAUCAAAGACCAUCUUGAGGUCAGCUGUCCGCUCUGUCUACGAGCCCAACGAAUACCCAUCUAGUAUGCAAAGGCUUUAUCAAUGGACUCCAGAUGAAUGCAUCCCAGAGUUCUAUAGCGAUCCCUGGAUUUUUGUCUCUCUUCAUUCUGAAAUGAGUAAUUUGGCUUUGCCUUCCUGGGUGACCUCUUCAGAGGAAUUCAUUUGUCUUCACAGGGAUGCCUUAGAGAGUGACCGAGUCUCACAACAACUGCAUCAUUGGAUUGAUAUAACCUUUGGCUAUAAACUUGCUGGGGAGGCAUCUGUUGAAGCUAAGAAUGUCAUGUUGCCUCCCAGUGAUCCAUCAAGGCCUAAAUCAAUUGGGCGACGGCAGCUUUUUACAAAGCCACAUCCUAAGCGUCUUAUUAGCACACCUCACUCAGCCUACCACAAUAAAGUGGAAUCUUGUGCAAGAUGCCAAAGAAAAGGAAGUAACUCAACUACUGAUGUAUUGUUAAAUGACUGUAAUCCCCCAAAUAUGUUUUCACAAGUUGAUUAUUUGGAAGAGUUUGAACAAGCAACAUUAUUUAUGGAGCUUCAACAUCAUUUGAAUCCAAUAUACAGUUACUCUAACACUGCUGCUUGUUGUUGUUCAUCAGUCAAAUAUCUCAAGAGACAAUUUUCAGAUCAGGAGGUAUUGCAACCUGAUAGUGUAUUAUCGGUGGUGCCUGAUUUUGAUUUUGGCUCCUAUCUUGAAUGCUUUGAGUCUGAUGAUAGUUCUUCUAUUGGUUAUCAAGAGCUGUUGCGCUGGAAGCAAAGGUCUUGUUCUGUUAUUGAGCAUCAUGCAAAUGAUAUAUUUUCAAUAGGGUGCAUCUUAGCAGAAAUCUAUCUGCACAGACCACUUUUUGAUGCUUCCUUGCUAGCUGCAUAUAAAGAAACUGGUAUGCUGCCAGGAGCACUCCAUGAAUUGCCUGUUCAUGUCCGUUUGCUUGUUGAGUCAUGCAUCCAAAGGCAAUGGGAAAGGAGGCCGUGUUCAAAGCAUCUUCUGGAGUCACCAUAUUUUCCUCCAUCAGUUCGAUCCGCAUAUAUGUUUCUUGCUCCACUUCAACUUCUGUGUACAUCUGGAGACCGCCUGAAGUAUGUUACUAAGCUUGCAAGUGAAGGGACACUUAAAGCCAUGGGAGAAUUUGCUGCUGAAGUGUGUGCACCUUACUGCCUACCUUUUGUUUCAUCAUCUCGGUUGGAUGUUGACACCGAGUCUUGCUUGCGUCUGCUUAAAGAGUUUUUGAAGUGCUUGAGUGUCCAAGCAGCUAAGAAACAUAUUCUGCCCAUCAUUCAGAAAAUCUUACAGGUACCAGAAUAUUCCCAUCUGAAGGUUUCUCUCCUUCAAGAUUCUUUUGUCCGAGAGUUAUGGAAAAAAUUGGGAAAACAAACUUAUAUUGAGAAGGUGCAUCCGUUGGUCAUAGCAAACUUACACAAUUCACCUAACAAGAUCACUGCAUCUUCUGCAUCCAUUGUUUUAAUUGGUUCAAGUGAGGAACUAGGAAUACCAAUCACUGUUCAUCAGACAGUUUUACCACUAAUCCACUCUUUCGGCAAAGGUUUAUGUGAUGACGGAAUUGAAACUUUGGUCAGGAUAGGUGGACUUCUUGGGGAAAGUUUUAUUGUCAAGCAAAUUCUCCCCUUGCUGAGGAAUGUUAUACAUUUUUGUAUCGACUCCUCCAAGGUGACUAAGCCAGAACCACAGCAGAGUUGGAACUCUUUUGCUCUGAUUGAUGGCUUAUCUGCGUUGGAAGGCCUUGUAUCAGUUCUUCCUGUUAAGGCAGUUCUCAGGGAGCUUCUCCAGGACCAAGUCUGUCUUCAUAUAAAGAUUCUUAUGCUGAUCCAUUUGGACCUUGAUGUGAUUCAGGUGGCAGCUACUGCAUUUGUUGACCUUUGUCUACGAAUUGGACCAGAUAAUACUGUCAUACAUGUUUUGCCACAUCUAAAAGAGCUUUUUGCUGAAUUGGCCUUUUUUCAAGACUCUUCUGCUGUUAGCCUUCCUACAAAAGGGUUAAAAAUCUCAGAAAGAAACAAAAGUGAGACGAUUAAAAUGGAAUCUAGAAUUGAUCUCGUGUUGUUGCUAUAUCCUUUCUUGGCAUCACUUGUUGGAAUAGAGAAGCUCCGUGAAUACUGCUCUACAUGGUUUCUAUUGGAGCAGUCUCUUCAAAGGUUGUACAAUUGGAAGUUUGAGCCUUCCAGUAAAUGUUCUAUAAGUGGUGAAAACAUGAAAACUCAAAGGUUUCAGCCUGGCAACGACACCUCGUCUGAGGUUGUUCCAACAGAACUUUUUAAUGGGGCAGGGUCGUCUGUGUCUCAAUCUCAAAUCCCUAAAACUGGUUGGAUGGCAGCUUCCAAGCACAGAUUUAGGCUCGAGCAUGGAACAUCUAGUGACAAUUUGUCUGCAUCAACUUCUGGAAAUCAGCCCUGGUUUUGGUUCCCUUCUCCUGACAGUAGUUGGGGCGUACCAGAUCUUCUUGGACGCAGUAGCGGUUUGAAGGAUGAACUUCCAUGGAAGAUCGAAGCUUCAGUCCUUUACUCAGCCCGUGCACACCCUGGGGCUCUGCGGUCAUUAGAAGUCCAUGAUGAUGAGUGCACGAUUUUUACUGGGGGAGUUGGACCUGGUUUUAAAGGAAGUAUACAGCGUUGGGAGUUGGCCAACAUGAAUUGCACAUCUGGAUAUUACGGGCAUGAAGAGGUUGUCAAUUCCAUCUGUAUCCUGUCAAUUACUGGAAAAGUAGCUUCUUGUGAUGGCACGAUUCAUAUUUGGAAUGGGCAGACAGGAAAGCUCAUAGCAGCUCAUACCGAGUCGUCAACAAGCUUUCCGCUGCAAACUGCAUCUGUUGAACAGGCAAACAUGCUUAAUCAGGACGCGCUCUCAGGUGGAAUAUUGUCGAAUGCAUUUCGUGGUAGCUUGUAUACGACCAUGCAUUACAUGGCAUCUGAAGAUAAACUUGUUGCUGGCAUGGGAAAUGGAUCUAUCAGAUUUAUUGAUAUCUCUCGGGAUCAGAAGCUGCAUUUAUGGAAGAGUGAUUCGGCUGAAAUCUCCUUCUCAUCACUCGUGUCAACUAUUUGCUCGUCUGGCUCAGACAAGCCGAGGAAUGGAAGCCUUGUGGCUUCAUCAUCCUGGAUUGCAGCAGGUCUAAGCUCUGGUUAUUGUCGAUUACUUGACGAGCGUAGUGGAAAAAUCAUUGCAGUUUGGCGAGCACAUGAUGGUCACAUUACGAAGUUGGCAUCACCAGAGGACCACUUGAUUGCAUCUAGCUCCCUUGACAAGACUCUUCGAAUUUGGGAUCUAAGAAGGAACCUAUCAGUCCAGUCAAACAUUUUCAGAAGCCAUUCAGAUGGCAUCUUUGACUUCUCUGUUUGGGGUCAAGACCUGUUAUCAGUGUCAAGAAACAAAAUUGCACUUACUUCCCUAUCGAGACCAACAAAUGAGAUCGGACAUCAGCAGCUCGUACUUCAGAACUUAUAUUCGACUGACAGAGGAGUAAAAUAUAAAAACAUGUCUGUUCUUUCGGCUAUUUCUGUGCUUCCUUUGUCAAGAUUGUUUGUCGUUGGAACAGAAGAUGGUUUUCUCAAAAUCUGCCACUAGAUGGUUCCAGUAGUGACCUACCUGACAUGGAUCAUGGGAGCUUAAAUGUGGGUGGUUGGGAAGUUGUGGAUGAAAAGUAAAUUGGAGCUUGGUUUCUGUUACGGUCCUGAUAUGAAUGCUCUCGUUUACUGCCUUCUCCUUGCAAUCCUCUGUAUGAGCCCCCACUAUACACCCAGCAUCAAAUAGUGUACAUAAGUUCAGCAUGUCAGGUCUAGCUUUAUGGUCUUAACUCAAGCUAGAAGUACACCAACAGAGUAAACAUGUAUGGUCCCAUGGAGAUCUGCGGUCCAUGUUUUGGUUUGACCGUAGCCAAAACCUUUGGAGCCACUGGCAUAGCUACGCUCACUGGCAGGUGGGUCCUGCCGCAAAGAAACACAAGUUAGGCUCACCUUUCAGUUUCAGUCACAGCCACCACAACGAUCAUGCACAGUACACUACACUAGCGGUUAUAAAAGAGGGGGAUGUGCAACUUGCUCUUGGCCAAACCAGAAGGUCAGCAAGCAAAAGCAGUAGCAACAAUGGAGAGGCGUAGCGGCAUGAGCGCGAGCCUUGUUCUUGGCCUCCUGCUCGUCACCACCGUUGCUUGCCAUGCUGCGAGGGACAUCCCAGCAACUGAGCCCGAGUCCUACCGUCCCCAGAACGUCUUUGGGUUUGGUGGCUUCUACCCUGGCCCGUCGGUCAACUGGGUGUUUCCGGGGCCAAACGGCGUCACACCACAGGUAGGGUUCGGCGGGAUGCCGGGCUCUAGCUCCUUCCCUGGCACUGGUGGCUCGUCCGGCAGCAGUGGCGUGGUCGGCAUUCAUGGUGCUGCCAAUCCCUGAUCGUGUUGUUGUCUGUCUUGGUGUCUAGAUGUUUAAGAUUUUGCUCUUUAGAGCUAUGCAGGUGCAGCAUUCUACCGUGGUGGUAGAGAGUAAGCUUCUUGCUUGCUCUAGUUUAGUAGUAUUGUGUUAUGGCUUAUGUGUUGUGUGUUGUUUACAAGUGAUCUGUGUCCUGUGUCUGUGUAAAAGACUUGUUCUUGGUUGUUAUUUAACCUUGUGUACUUCUUACAGGUUGUAUUGCUGUCGUGAGUUCGAAGUCCCAUUGCUGUAUCUUUGAUUUGGAGAGUGAGGAUUUGAACCCAUGAGCUGGAUCACCACAACCUUGUCCUGUGUUCCGUGUCUGUCUCUUUAAGUAUUUCCGUCAUUCUUCUCAGUGAGCUUUCAGUAUAUCUUGGUUCUUGUUUAUUUUCUGUGAGCAUUCAUGGGUUGGUUCAAAUUGCGGCAUCAUCUUUAGUUAUGAAUGGCUGGUUCUACUUAUCUACUACAAAUGCCAGUUGUAAUGGGAACCGUUGACGAACUUCUAAGUAAACUAACCACUACUUGUACUUA